GUACCCGACGACGAAUUUCAGUCUAGCUUGGUCUUCGGUUCGGAACGGUUCUCCCUUUGGGAAGGUGGCAAAUCUCGCACGGGUGUUAAACAAGGCGUUGAACGUUCGAGUGUUAGUGGAAAUCAUGUCAGUGUAUGAGUGGAGAAUCUCUUAACAAGCAUAGGAAACGGAUGCUGGAUAUUGCUAAGAACAUCUAAAGGAAAGUGCUUAAUUUUCAUUUUCCCUGAGCUCGGAUGCUACGCUACAUUGGAAUAAUGCGCAGCAAAUAUUGAACGCCUUUUCCGCUAGUGGAGCUUCGAUGAGUUUGAUGAAAGUAAUUUUCCCACGAAUCGCCUGGAUAAGGAUUCUAUAAAAAUUUUCAAGUUCAACGUAAUCGGGAGUACUGUGAAUGAGAGGAGCGAGGACGACCGUUAUAAAUACUACAAAGCAAGGAUGGGAGCAUAUAUUGCCGCGAGCUUUUAGGUUGUUAUGAUUUUUGUGUUUGUUUAGGCUUUCUCUCUUUAUCCUUUCCUUUUGUAUCGCUGUCUUUUCGCAAAAGUGUGAGGAAGUUGUAACAUUACGCGGAGUGUCUUUUCAAACUAGUGCUUUCCAUGUGUCUCCACUGUCAGCUGAAUGUCAUCGAGCCUCACAAUCCCAAGUGUGUCAGUGAAGUGUUGUGUUUAUACCGAUAACAUCUGCUACCCCUUUGAAGCCCUCAAGCCGAACGAAGGACAACUUGAAAAAUUGCCUCUAUCCACAGAUAAAAGGCUUCCCAGCAGUGUCGAAUUUAAGUGGAGAAACCCUCUUGACCUGUUCAUUCCAUUUCAUCGAUUGGUGAGGCUUAAUUUUAGCCGUAAACGAUGGUGCAAAAAGUGCAGUUCGGAGUGAAUAAUUUACAAAAAAUACGCAAAACAUGGAUACAAAUUUUCCUGCUCGUGUUGAUCCUGAGUGCGCAUGUCCUGAUUGUGACAUCUCAGCAGCAAUCGCAACAACAUCAACAAAAGGAGUUACAACAGCCAAGCAAUUUGCCAUCACCACAAAAACGAGGCGGUAACACCGAUAGCAGCAAGGACCAUUGCAAUAAAACUGUCGAUAUUUUCGAGGAUGUUGCGUCGCCAGAGGUGACGAAUCUCAACCGAAACAGGCCGCUUACGUGCUGGUAUCGAUUCCGCAGCUUCCGAGGGGCGCCACGAGACUCGGUUCUCAGGUUAAAUUUCAAAAAGUUCAAAGUUGGACAGCUACAGAAUGCGACCCACUGCGAAGGUGGCUAUCUGCAGAUAGUGGACGGGAAUGCAAAAACCGAUGUAUCGAACCGACGCGAACCAGGUCAGUUCUGUGGUGAGUCCGAGCAACCACAAACAUUCAUCAGCGAAACAAGUGCCGUCAAAAUCGUCUUUCAUACCGAUAAUUUUACCGAUCAGACCUAUUUUGCCUUUGACUCCCGGGCGGAACAGCAAACGGAGGUGUUCAAUCGAUACGGCCCUCAUCCGGAGUUGUACCCGAAUCGACGCGGCGAGGUCGUCCCCCUAUCCUAUUGUGAGCGUGAAUUCCGCGAUUGUCGUCUGCAAACAUGUUACGUACAGUCCCCGGCCUAUCCGGGAAUCUAUCCCCGGGCGCUCAAAUGCCGAUACCGAUUGCACACCAGAUUGCCCUUCAUCAAGCUCUACAUCCAGAACGAACAGUUUGCCGUCGAUGGUCAGAGGUGUGAAAAUAUCAUGACAUGCCCGAUGAAGGAGAUUGGUUCCGGUUCGGAGCACUGCCCGUACGAUUGGUUGGCUGUCUAUGAUGGUCGAGACGAACACGCUCCCCCGAUUGGUAAAUUCUGCGGGAUGGGUAAAUUCCCCUUCAGCAUCAUUGGAACCUCACAGCAUAUGUACGUGGAGUUUGUAUCAUCGCCCGCGGGACCAUUACUCAAUACGGGAUUUCACUUCAACGUGGGAAAUUGGCCAGGCCAUGUGGAAACGGUUGGCACCAAAAAUGGUGCCUGCGAUUGGCUGCUGAACUCGGAUGCGUUGCGAGCCACGAGCGCCUCGGAAGGGAUAUUUCUCAGUGUGGCACAUUGGUACCCGCCGAACACUUCCUGCAGCUAUCACAUCCAAGGAAACGAGGGUGAAAUCGUUCGCUUGUAUUUCCCCAGUUUUCGCAUCAAUCGCAUCGAAGCACCCAUCAUCAAGUACGAGGAAGAUUGUGCCGAAUCGCUCACCAUAUACGAUGCCAACCAUCCGGAUCCGGCUCGCAUCAUCAAAACAUUUUGUGACACCUUCUCACGGCCAAUGGAAAAGAUUGACUUCGUAAGCACCGGUCGCUCGCUGUAUGUCAAGUUUCUCAGCAAGACGGGAUCCUACAGUGGCAGCUCGCUGUACUAUUGGGCCCAUUACGAUUUCUUCAAUAACUCCAGAUACGGUGAUCCGGUCCAGAAUACGCUCUGCGACGAAGUGUUUUAUGCGUGGAAGUACAGCAAGGGGGAGUUGGGUUCGCCCAGGAACACGCUCAUCUACAAGCGGGCGUCUGGAAGUGACGUUCGAUGCCAGUACAAGUUCGUCACGGAUCGAAGACUCUUCUCACGCGUUGUGGUGGAAGUAACGUCGGUGACAUUCAAGGAGGUACCUUAUUCCAUGAAUGCAUGCACAAGAUGCCACGAGGAACGUGUUGACAAGCUGAUCCUAUGGGAAGAGAAGGAUAAGAAUCAGAAUCGAUUGGCAUGCUUCUGUGACAACAUUCCACGACCUGUACGGGUGAUAUCCUCGGGUGAUCAGAUGAACCUCGAAUUGAUCAUCCAGGGUCAACAUGCAACCACGAGUUAUUUCAAGAAUCCGAACACUUUGUUCGAGGCGAACUAUGAGUUUGCGCAUGGUCCCAUCUGUGGUCCAAUCACGUUGGGCCCCUCUCCGGACGGUGAGCUGGUGUUCCCGUACAAAAAUGCGUUAGGUAUUCAGCUAAACGAAAACAAACGUGAAAAGUGUAUCUGGGAGCUGAAGGUUGCCGCCCAGAGGGAUCUGUGGUUGCAUUUGGAUAAGGCACGAUUUGCGGAAAGAAGUUGCGAGCAUGGAAGAAUCGAAGUGUACCUUGCCGGAAGGCUGGAGCCUAGAUUUAUAAUUUGUCCAGAAAAUGUUAGCCUCGCUCGAGACCUGCCUAUUCUUUCAGCUGCCGAAUUGGGAGCUGUGGAAAACGAAAACGAACCACUGCCAGUACUGAUCCAGUACACUGGUGAUAGCGCUGUUGGGAAGAACGCAUUCAAAUUUGUUUGGACCGAGCUGUUCCACCUGCCAAGAAACGCCGAUGGCACCUUAGCAACGUCGUCCAUGUUCAAGGAUAGCUGUGACUUUUACUGUCCCGGUGACCAGCAUGUCUGCAUUCCGGAAUACCUGUUGUGCAACGGCGUCCUUAACUGCCCCAACGUUACUGGAUUACGCGUAGUAGAAAGCAAUAUCGACAAAAACUACGAAUACAUCGAAGAGAACUACAUUCGCACCGGUCUGUUCGACAAAGAAUUUCUGCUGAACAUAGAAUAUCUGUCCGACGAAGCACCCGAGCUGUGUCGAACGAGGUACGUCCCGAACACGGGAGAUUAUCCCGACGUGGUUGAAUGUUUCCAGUUCCCCAUCAUCCAGAUGGUGGUGGCCGGAGCGGUUCUGCUCACGUUAAUAGUUCUUGCCUUCACCAUUUACUGCCGACUUUACGGCCAAAAAUACUACGACUGAGACGCACCUCCUUCGGAUUGGGGUGGUUACGUUAAAUCAGAAACUUGCGAGGAGACCGUGUAGCGAUCUGGAACCCCGAAUUGUCAUAAAGUUUUAGACAAACAACACACAAACAAACAUGCCUUCAUUUUUCUCCCGUUUGCUAGUUCAUUCGUCCGAAAGUAAACACACACACACACAAACGGCACUCCAAUUAAUGGAUUCAGAAACAAAGUCUAAUGCACCUUGUUGAAACUUGAUACAACUGUUCAGAAGCAGGAGGAGAAGGAGGAGUUGCACGAAUUUUCGCUAGCUUCGUUUCAGAAGUUCGGUCGACGACUCGAUGACUCGAGAACAUAAAAUGGCAGAGCAGCUCGUAGGAACAGAUUAAAUUUAGGACAACUUCCCCUAGUUUUGUUUUCGGUUUUGUAGGAUCAAAUUAUAUUAGAAUAACACAACUAUCGGACACAGAUGGCUAGUCAUUAAUAGAGCAAUUCCCGAAAGCGUAUAGUGAAAUUUAAUGACAACCAAAGUGAUCUUUUUUUUGUGUUCUCGGAUGCAUGAGAGUAUCUCGCAAAAAGUGAUCACAUUAUUUGAUGUAGAGAAAAAAAAACAAAAGAAAAAAAAGUUAUUUAAAAACAAAUUUAAAAAGCACUGCACAAUUUGUAAAUAAGCAAGAACAAAUUUAACAAGAUGGAAUAGGAGAAACCAAUUCAAUUAUAUACAACUGCAAAUGAUGUAGAUGAGCAAAGACAGAUGAAGGUUAAUAAAUACUAUUGAGAUGAUAUAGCGAA
Molecule: messenger RNA, 4453 nt
Organism: Toxorhynchites rutilus septentrionalis
Lineage: Eukaryota; Metazoa; Arthropoda; Insecta; Diptera; Culicidae
Exons: 8
Coding region: 840-3680 (946 amino acids)
Cellular component (GO): plasma membrane
Source: RefSeq, a predicted model, not a curated record